UUCAAAAUGGCGGAAACAGCGGAGUCAUCUAAGGAAGGCAGCGUCGAUGGUGAAGUUGCCAUGACCCAGCGUGACUUUGAACCGGCAGCGGGACAAGACGUUGACGACGAAGCCACAAUCGAAGAAGAAAAACUUGAAGCAGGAGAAGGAUUCAAUCAAGACGAGCUUGAUGAUCUACAGAAGGAUGCUGAAGUACCAAUUGAAGAUUUAUUAGCGCUCUAUUACAACUCUGAUAAUAAUCGUAACGAAGAAUAUGAUGGUGGUGAUAUACCAUUAGAUGAAAUACAACCAGAACCGCUACCACCAUUUGAAGACCAUAACGAGGACAUGCAGCAGAAUGGUGUAGAUGUAUCUCCAAGACAAUCUCCCAUACCACCCCAAGAUUCUCCCCAGUCCCGCUCUGCCUCCCCAUCUCAAAGUUCCAUUGUCAACCCCCCUGAAAAUCAACGGAUCACCAGAGGGUUAGCGGCAGCCUACCAAUAUUUUCCCGACUCUGAUUCCUCGUCCUCAGAUGAAGAUUAUUCUCCUGCUGAAGACUGGAAGAAGGAAAUUCAUAUUGGGCCCGAACAUCAAGCUGAGGUUCCUGACACGACAUGCCCUGAUGGCGAAGAAGAUGAAAAACAUGAAAGUAAAUGUUUAUGGAGCCCCAAGGGAAUAAAUGAAAUAAAAUUACAAAAGUACGUCGACACAGUCUGUGCAACAAGUUGGGAGGGUGGAACAUCUUGCGUGAUGAGCAAAGGAGAUGACGAACAGGCACUUUAUGUUUUAUUGCAAUGUAAUUAUAAUUGUGAUGAGGCAAUUAAGAAAUUCACAUCUCAGCCACCUCCAUCUCAAGAAAUGACUUUUUGGUCUGAAGAGGAAUGCCGAAAUUUUGAAUUAGGAUUAAGGCAAUUCGGAAAGGAUUUCUAUUCGAUCCAACAAUCAAAGAUUCCUGACAGAACUGUUGGUGACAUAGUUCAAUUUUAUUAUUUGUGGAAGAAAACCGAAAGACACGAUGCCUUUUCUUGGCAGAUUCGAAGUAAAAAGAAAUAUUCUUUUCAUCCGGGAAUUACCGAUUAUAUGGAUAGAUUUUUGGACGAAAAUGAAAGUGCUGCUUCGAGCCGAGCAGGUAGCCCUGGUCGUGCUCAUAUCGUACAGUCAAACCCUGCUUCAGACGAUUCUUACGCAAUACAAUCAACCUCGGAAAAUACAGUAUUAAACAGAGCUCCAUCAGCUGAUAGCCACUAUUCCGGUGCUGUUCCUCUCCUUCGUGUGCCACAAUCCUAUGUCCCCACACCUGUGAUUGUCAGCAAUGAUAAGGAACCACCAGCGAAAAAAACAAAAAUCGGAAAUACUGAAUCGUUGAUAAUGAUAAAUGGUCCUCCUCCUUUGAGACCACGUGAUAAUACUACCCUGCAGAUACCACACAUCGCAAGUCAUGCAACAAAUCAUGUCACUAUGACAACAGAUCACUCAACAAACCACAUGACGAAUCACGUGAUGCACUCCAGUCAGCUAACUACGGGAAUGAGUCCACCUGCUCCAACAAGCUUACCUAAUACUGGUCUUCCGUUUUCAUCAAUAAAUACUCAACAUCAUAUGAAUAUGCACAAUAUUGACGCUGGGAAGACGUACGCACGACUGACUCAGAAUAGCUAGCUCGUGCUUCUUAAUAUUCACUCAAUCGAUCUUCUCUUUGGCUGGUUCAAAGUGAUCAUGGCAGGCACCAUUAGGGACAAUCCCAUAAAUGAGCUUCUAGCAAAGUUUACUGGUUAGAUGUAGUAAAUUAUUAAGUCCCUGAUUUAGAAUGACUAAAAAGUAAAACCCGGGAAUUUUUAUGUUUUCAUACAUCUGAUAAGUGUAAAUUAACAUGAAACUCUCGAGGUGAGGAACACACGUUUACCCGCUAUUUCAUCCAUUAUGAUGGCGAUUUUAUAGCGUUUUGCUGUUUGCAAAUGGCAUAUUUUAUUGUUGGAGUUGUAUAUUAGAGUUAUCCAGGUCGUAAUAUGUGUUUAUAUAUAGCUUAUGGCAUACAGUAUUGUAGUGAUAGUUGUUUAGGGAAACAUAACCUUUAUACUGACUCUUAUUCUAAUCGAAAUGGUUUACCUGUUUAUAGAAAUAACGCCCCGGGACACUUUUUAUAUUCUUCAGUUUUUCUAUCGCAUUAUAGACCUUACUGGUUAUUCACUUUUUACGGAAUAGCCUAUGUGUCAAGCACUCACUCGCGUCUAGUAUUGGUGCAAAUUACUUUAUUUUGAAGGCUUAGGAAUUCGUUAGGAAUUCGUUAAGAAACGCAUGGAAAAUCCAUGUGGGGCAAUCGGGUAAAAGAGAACAAUUAGUAAGGUCUAUUGCUAAAAUUCUCUUCCUAAAUUAGUUUUGAGAGAAGUGUUUCGACUCGAGCUUGUAAAAAAUGAGGUACUGUAUUUUUGACUCAAGAUUCACCAUAGUGAUGGAAGAGAAUAGAUCUGACACUUCAGUUAGGUUAUUAUUAUAAUGGUUAUCAAUGCAUCCAUGGUGACUGACUGAACCUUGUGUACUGUAUUUGUGUGGCAAUUUUCCUAGUCAAACACGAAAUUAUCAAACCAGUUAUAUUAACAGUACUCGUCACACAAAAAGUAAAAAACAAUAUUGAAUAUUUUUAUCAUGCCUCAUGGUAAAGCAUGAAUUUGCAAUAUAAUUUGAUAUAUCGGCCUUAUUUAAUGAGAUAUUAAGAUGGAUGUUUUGUUGUGAAUUUGUAAUAUAUACAACGUAAGUAGUGUAGUGUAGUCAUGUGGCUGUUUAAUAUCUAAACAUUAUACAGACUAUUUAUUAAAGAAUUUUAGUUAUUUGAAAAAGCCAGCAGAUAUUCCAUGUUUUCAACUUCACUCGUGAUCUCUUUCUCUUCAGAAUUUUUUUUUCGGUGAAACACCAAUCUGUAGCAAUCAUUUCCUCUGUAUUCUCAAAAUAUAAAAACAGUUGCUACUUGCAAUUGGAGGUAUGCCGAUAUUCUGGUUUUCUAUGUUUAUUUACUCUCAGUAAAACGUUAGCUAUUGAAUGAAAUUGAAAGCAUGGAAUUGUUUGUUUGGCUACCAAAAAGUGGUCUUAUAGAUGUAACACGUCAAAAUAC
This is a messenger RNA of Dendronephthya gigantea, 3085 nucleotides long. RefSeq names its product mesoderm induction early response protein 1-like. Gene Ontology annotation, cellular component: nucleoplasm. Gene Ontology annotation, molecular function: transcription corepressor activity; histone deacetylase binding. The record is from RefSeq and is a predicted model, not a curated record. NCBI's taxonomy places the organism in Eukaryota, Metazoa, Cnidaria, Anthozoa, Malacalcyonacea, Nephtheidae. Gene Ontology annotation, biological process: negative regulation of transcription by RNA polymerase II.